CAAUUGAAUCUGGAUUGUGAAGGAUAUGGUCAGUUCUCGCGCCAUAGGAAUCGAGCGCUCUUACCUCAAGCUACCACCGAAAGAUCACAAUCUCUGAUACCCUAUGGACUUUCGCCUCCGGAUCUACCGCCUAGUCCACUAUACCAGCCAUCAGAGAAGACUAAGAUGCUAAACGGUCAAAGUUAUUCAUUCUUUGCAAUGCAGUUGGUCACUGAUCACAGGCUGUGCAAGGAGCGACUGAAGCAAUUCGACUACGCCAACUCUUGUCCGGAGCUUAUCACAGAGCAUUUCCGCUCCGUACUGUGCGCAUCGGAUAUCCGUUACGGACCGGAUCAUCCAGAGUCAGUGCAAGGCACGAUGGGGCACGGUGUCAUCAUUGAAGACCCGUUUUCGUGUGAUUAUGGAUACAACAUCCAUAUCGGCGACAACGUUAUGAUCGGUUCUAAUUGUACCAUACUUGAUGCAUGCAAGGUCUGUAUCGGAAAUGACACUGUCAUCGGCCCGAAUGUGACAUUGGCUGGGUAUCUUCUAUCGGAUUCUCCUCAGCGCCGGCGAGGGUUUCAGAGUAAGGCCCAAGGAGGAGAAAUCAACAUCCAGGAAAAUUGCGCAAUCGGAGCGAAUGUCACAGUGUUGCCUGGAGUGACAAUUGGUAGGGGUGCAAUGAUUCGGCCGGGGUCAAUAAUUGUCAAAGAUAUACCGCCAUGUAUCCGAUAGUGAUCGAACGAGGGCUAUCUGACUUUGAAGAGCUGUAGAAGCGGAGAGCGCAGAAACGGAGAACACGACAAACUGUGAUGUUGCUGCAUUGUCUUAGUCCUGUGUGUUUUGUACUUGUGAUGAAGAUUGUCCAAAGUCCAGUAUCCACUUUGAGCGAGGAGAUUCAACUGUAGCGGUUGUACGUAACUGGACAGACGUCAAGGGUUUGCGCGGCGCUCCU
Pseudovirgaria hyperparasitica is the source of this 934-nucleotide messenger RNA. Its product is annotated as trimeric LpxA-like protein. The record is from RefSeq and is a predicted model, not a curated record. Bases 166 to 714 code for a protein of 182 amino acids. The transcript is spliced from 3 exons. NCBI's taxonomy places the organism in Eukaryota, Fungi, Ascomycota, Dothideomycetes, Acrospermales, Acrospermaceae.